AUGCUCGGCAGGCUGUCUGGCGCCGGCCUCAGGCGGCUGCGCUCGGCGAUCGCAGGCGCGGGGCCCGUGGCCUCGGCAUUCGGAUCGGGCGGCAAGGCGUUCGGGACGUCGGCCUUGGCAGCUUCCACCAACAGCCAUGAUGUUUUCAAUACGCACAGGGACGCGCCGGACAACAACCGAGAGACCGAGUUUGACUUCACGCCGGCGAACUAUAAAAUUGCAAACGAAAUCAUCUCUCGGUAUCCACCGAACUACAAGCAGUCGGCUGUGAUCCCGCUCCUGGAUCUGGCCCAGCAGCAGUAUGGAGGGUGGCUUCCUCUGGCUGCCCUCAACCGUGUGGCUGCAGUGCUGGAUAUGCCUGAGAUCAGAGUCUAUGAGGUGGCCACUUUCUAUACCAUGUUCAACCGUUCAAAGGUGGGCAGAUACCACGUGAUGGUGUGCGGCACGACACCCUGCAUGCUCCAGGGCUCUCGUGAGGUAUCCAAGGCCAUUAGUGACCACCUCGGUAUAGGCGUGGGCAGCACCACAAAAGAUGGGCUCUUCACCUUGGGAGAGAUGGAAUGCAUGGGUUGCUGCGUGAAUGCGCCCAUGAUCGCUGUUGCUGACUACUCCAACGGUGUGGAAGGCUUCUCCUACAACUACUAUGAGGACCUCACACCAGCAGAUGCAAUACGGAUCGUGGACAUGCUGAAGCGGGGAGAAAAGCCCAAGCUGGGGUCGCAGUACAGGAGCAAGGCAGAGCCCGUUGGGGCAGUGCAGAGUGGCAAGUGGGUGGGGUAUGAGUCUGUUGGGGAGACCACACUGGCUGGCAAGCCAUCUGGACCAUACUGUCGCGACCUGGAUGCAGUGGUCUUGGAGGAAGCUAAAAAGUGA
Ostreobium quekettii is the source of this 873-nucleotide messenger RNA. Lineage: Eukaryota; Viridiplantae; Chlorophyta; Ulvophyceae; Bryopsidales; Ostreobiaceae. The record is from the annotation of a GenBank genome assembly.